UGCACGGCGCCGCUCCGGCCCUUCGUCCGCUAGGAGGGCGCGCGCGGGGCAGCCGGGCGCAGAAUUGCAGAGCUCCUCCGAGGAACGGUGCCGGGGGAAAGUGAGGGGUGCGUCGGCGGAGUUUGGGGAAGUGGGUUCCUUGGCGUCUGCGUUAGCCAGCGUGGCACAGCGGCGCCGGAGGGAUCGGCUGAGCUGCCUGGAAGGAGGGUACCAGCAGACCCAGACUAUGGCAACUGCUCACCCAACAAAAGUGGAUGCCCCUGAUUACGUUCUUUACGCUGUAGGCUCUUGUGUUCUGGUCAUUGGUUGUAUUGGAAUUAUAGGGAAUCUCCUUGUUCUCUAUGCAUUUUACAGCAACAAGAGACUGAGGACACCUCCAAAUUAUUUCAUCAUGAAUUUAGCCGUGAGUGAUUUUCUGAUGUGUGCAACUCAAGCUCCAGUCUGCUUUUUCAACAGUAUACAUAAGGAGUGGGUACUUGGAGACACAGGUUGUAACUUCUAUGCUUUUUGUGGAGCACUCUUUGGAAUAACCUCAAUGAUGACCUUGUUAGCUAUUUCAGUUGAUCGCUACUGUGUGAUUACUAAGCCUCUGCAGUCCAUAAAAAGGAGUUCAAAGAAACGCUCAUGUCUAAUCAUUAUGUUUGUCUGGCUUUACUCACUGGGUUGGAGUGUGUGUCCAUUAUUUGGGUGGAGUUCCUAUAUCCCAGAAGGUCUGAUGAUAUCUUGUACUUGGGACUAUGUAACCUAUUCUCCAGCAAACAGAAGUUACACCAUGUUGCUAUGUUGCUGUGUGUUCUUCAUUCCACUGAUAAUAAUCUUCCACUGCUAUUUAUGCAUGUUUCUAGCCAUAAGAAAUACUGGCAGGAAUGUUCAGAAAUUAGGAUCCAGCUAUAAACGGAAACAUUCAGCCUCACAGAACAUAAAAAGUGAAUGGAAACUGGCAAAAAUUGCCUUUGUAGCCAUUGUGGUUUAUGUUGUAUCCUGGUCUCCAUAUGCUUGUGUUACCUUGAUUGCCUGGGCUGGCUAUGCCAGGAUCUUAACUCCAUAUUCUAAAUCUGUGCCUGCUAUUAUUGCCAAAGCUUCUGCAAUUUACAAUCCUAUAAUUUACGCUAUCAUUCACCCAAGUUACAGAAAAACCAUUCGAAGAGCUGUUCCUUGUUUGAGAUUUCUCAUACGAAUAUCAACAAGUGAACUUUCCACAAGUACUGCAAAUGAGUCUUCAUUCAAGACGUCUAUAUCUAGACGUAUCUCUUUCGUUUCCAGAAGCAAAAGCAGUGGCAUUUCUUCCAUUUCUGCUGCAGGAAAAACUUGGAACAAUGUAGAGCUUGAUCCUGUGGAGUCAGUCCAUACAAAACUGCAGCCACCUCAAAGUAACUCUUUUUCAACAAAUGCAGAAGAAAAAAGUGAACUGCCUAUGAAGGCCCCGGGCUGUGAUGUACCAACUGAAGAAAAGUUUCCACUAUCUUCCAUCUGUCUAGAAGAACCACCUGAGAGAGCCCUUAAACAAAAGGCUCCAGAACUGCUCCUCUUAAGCAGCUCUUUGAGAACAUCGUCUAUUCCAUUUGACUUGAAUACUAGCAGCAGAGGGAAGAGAAUUGACACUUCUCAAGCAGAAAUCCAUGAAGACCAAAUAAAUAGUAGCCAGGGUUCCUUGGGAAGUCCCACUCUUCCACACAUCAUUAUCAUUCCUACCUCAGAAACCACUCUGUCUGAAGAACAAGCUGAGCCAGAAAAUAGAAAGGAAGAAAACACUGAUUUAUUCUUUGCUCAAGAGAAGAACCACCUGUUAGUCAAAGGAAGGCUUCACCCCUCUACUCACAGUUGA
Python bivittatus (Burmese python) is the source of this 1825-nucleotide messenger RNA. It is a transcript of the gene OPN4, whose product is annotated as opsin 4. Gene Ontology annotation, cellular component: membrane. Gene Ontology annotation, molecular function: G protein-coupled receptor activity. Gene Ontology annotation, biological process: G protein-coupled receptor signaling pathway; visual perception. NCBI's taxonomy places the organism in Eukaryota, Metazoa, Chordata, Lepidosauria, Squamata, Pythonidae. The record is from RefSeq and is a predicted model, not a curated record.